Coccinella septempunctata (seven-spotted ladybird) is the source of this 2070-nucleotide messenger RNA. RefSeq names its product tigger transposable element-derived protein 6-like. The record is from RefSeq and is a predicted model, not a curated record. The transcript has a single exon. NCBI's taxonomy places the organism in Eukaryota, Metazoa, Arthropoda, Insecta, Coleoptera, Coccinellidae. Bases 429 to 2003 code for a protein of 524 amino acids. Gene Ontology annotation, cellular component: nucleus. Gene Ontology annotation, molecular function: DNA binding.
CAGUGAAACCUCUCCUUGCGGACACCUCUAUUAAGCGGACACUCCCUUUAAGCGGACAAAUUUUCCGGAACAAUAGCGUUACUUAUGUCUUUACGUACAAAAUCAACUCCUAUAACCGGACACUCUAAUAACCGGACGCGGACAACUUUCUUGGUUCCAAAAAUACUGUGACCUCCCUUAACCGGACGCGAACCUCUAACAACCGAGUUGUAUUAUGUAGCAAAAUAAUAUUUGUACAUUGGUAACACUGCACUGUGUAACCGGGGAAUUACCGUUUUUCGUUUAAAUGCGAGUAUGGACUCGGGGAUUUCAUUCGUAUUACAUCAAGUUUUGCACGAUCACCGAAGGUUACGUAUUUAAUUUUCACCAUCAACCAAGUUAGUGUUUAAUUUUUGUUGUGCUACUGUUACUGUUGUGUUUCUGUUGAAAUGGCACCUAGGAAAAAACUCCUUAGUUUGGGUGAAAAAAUGGAAGUUAUCAAUACUUCUGAAAAGGAAAAUUUGUCAGUCAGGAAGCUCGCCGAAAAAUUCAGCAUAGGAAAGACACAAGCCGCUGAAAUCAUCAAGAAUAAAAACAAUAUUCGUCUGCAAUGGGAGUCAGGAAGCAAUAAUAAUAAAAAAAGGGAGUUUUUAAGAUCUGAUGGACUUAAAAUUGACAAAGUGUGUUUCGAUUGGUUUUCUCGUGCUCGCAGCCAAAACAUUCCUAUAUCAGGAAGUUUAGUGAAAGCUAAAGCUCAGGAAAUAGCAGAGAAAUCAAAUGUGGCAAACUUUCGGGCGUCUAAUGGUUGGCUGGAAAAAUGGCGUAAGAGACAUGCCAUAAGUUUUAAGUGUAUUUCCGGAGAAUCAGCAGAUGUCAGUCAAGAAGACGUCAAUCAGUUCAAAAGUAAAUUGCCAUCGCUACUUCUUGGGUAUCGACCAGAAGAUGUGUACAACGCCGAUGAAACUGGCCUUUUCUUCCGAGCCUUACCGGAAAAAACCCUUGCCUUUAGAUCUGAAAAAUGUAUUGGUGGAAAGCUUUCCAAGGAAAGGCUAACAAUUUUAUUUUGUGCUAAUAUGGCAGGACAAAAAGAAGAUAUGUUGGUGAUUGGAAAGGCGGCCCGGCCUAGGGCAUUCAAAAAUGUACCAAUGAAAGAUUUACCGGUUAUGUGGAAGUUUAACAAAAAAGCAUGGAUGACACAAGACAUUAUGAGUGAAUGGUUGCUCAAAUUUGAUUUAAAAAUGAGGAAACAAAAGCGAAAAAUUUUGUUAUUUUUGGAUAACGCAGGGUCCCACCCACGUGAGGUGAAGCUACAAAAUAUAAAAGUUAUCUUUCUACCUCCUAAUACUACAUCAAUGUGUCAACCUCUGGAUCAGGGUAUCAUACAAAAUUUCAAAUUCUUUUAUCGAGGCUCAAUAUUGAAGCACAUAUUAUCAAAAAUGGAUCAAGUAAAAUCUGCUUCAGAGUUAGCAAAGUCCAUAAAUGUUUUAGAAGCCCUUUAUUACAUGAAAACAGCCUGGAAUAAAGUUUCGUCAGCAACAAUACAAAAUUGUUUCAGAAAAGCUGGUUUUCUCAAAAGUAAUGGCGAUACUGCAUCAGUUGAAUGGGAUUCAGAAGAUUAUCUUCCUUUAUCUACGAUUGCUCAGAUGGAAGGGUGUGCCAAAGAAAUGCAAAUUUCUCAAGAAAAUCUUGAAAGUUAUGUUGGCAUCGACGAUAUUACAGCAACGGAAGAAAUGACUUUCAACCUUGACGAGGCGAUUGAAAAUAUGAUUGACCAGCAAUAUAAUUCACCAGAUGAAAAAGAAGACAGCGAUCUCGAGCUUGAUACUGUUGAAAACAAUAAUAACACUAUUACUUCAUGCAGUCAGGCUUUGAAGGUGAUCAAUGAUUUAAAAAUCUUCGCGAAUGACGACUACAUUGCCUUUCAGCACUUAAAAAAUUUGGAAGAUCAUUAUCAAUCAAAAAUUUUCAAGCAAAAAAUGCAAAAUAUGCGGCAAUCGAGCAUUUUAGAAUUCAUAAAUAAGUAAAUUAUAUACAAAAUAUGUAUGAACAAUAUGUAUGCAUUUAUAAUUCUAAUAAAUGUUUGUGUUAAAA